Molecule: messenger RNA, 641 nt
Organism: Megachile rotundata (alfalfa leafcutting bee)
Lineage: Eukaryota; Metazoa; Arthropoda; Insecta; Hymenoptera; Megachilidae
Gene: Pdf
Product: Pigment-dispersing factor
Biological process (GO): response to light stimulus
Cellular component (GO): extracellular region
Molecular function (GO): hormone activity
Source: RefSeq, a predicted model, not a curated record
AUUAACCAGUAUAAAAGUAUGCAGCUUCGGUAUUUCAGAGCACUUGUGUCUACCGUCUCGAGUAGAAACAUUCUGCUAACAGUUGUUCAGUUUCUAGCGCCGCAUUUAAAAAGAAGUCAUGGCAUCAAAGUACGUGGUGAUCCUAAUUAUGGUGCUGGCAAUAUCAUCUGGAGUUUGGGGAGUACCCGAAGAGGCUAAUAGAAAUCUUUUGGAUCUGAGCCGUCCAUGUAUUAGAGGACUGAAUAACGACUUACAACUUGCUAGACUCUUGCUUUUACCGCAAUGGCUUUGUCAUCCUAAACGCAAUUCUGAGCUGAUAAACGCGCUGCUGGGCCUACCGAAAAACGUGAACAUCAGUGGAAAAUAAAAACUUCCGGAUAAUCGUUUGAAGACAGUAUUAUAUUUCAUAAAAUUCAGUAGUAAUUCAGCUACGUUUUAUUUAUCAUGUACAUUCAACAAAUUUAUUCAGCCUAAUAAAAGCUUAUUAGUAAUAAAUAAAUGUAAAAGAGUAUGCUGCCGUUGUUGACCUUUUAUCAACCAACCACCUAUUCGUAGCUGUUUCAAAAAAUAUUCAACCAAAAUAAAAUAAUAUACUUCUAGAAAUAUUGUUGUAUGAAGCAACGUCUGAAGGAAUAAUAAAA